UCUGUGAACCGGGUUGGUUCUAAUCUAACAAUUCUGAAAUCCGAAUGAAAAAAUUCAAAAUUGAAAAUGUCGGUCAACCAAACUGUACAUCCUCCUAAUAGUGAUAUAAAAAAAAGUGAUAAAAAUAUAAAACCAUUAUUUCCGAAGCAGAACGAAUGCUCACAUGUGUCAUGUUAUUGUGAAGAAAAUGUUUGGAAGCUGUGUCAAGACGUAUCAAUAAGAGUCCCUGAGGAGUUGGAUAGAUGUUAUGUGGUUUUCAUUUCGAAUUCUUGCCGAACUGUGCCUUUGUGGAAACAAAGGGCAGGACGCGAGGAUGAUCGCCUCGUCAUAUGGGACUAUCAUGUAAUAUUUUUGUAUUCAAUUGAUACAAAGACUUGCCUGGUGUAUGAUUUGGAUUCUGAGCUUCCUUUUCCAACAUUCUUCCAUAAAUAUGUUACUGAAACCCUCCGCACAGAUCAAGUGCUCAAGUCUGAUUUUCACAGGUUCUUUAGAGUAGUGCCAGCAAAACUCUUCUUGCAAACUUUUGCAUCAGACAGAAGACAUAUGAAGAGACCUGAUGGGUCAUGGAUCAAACCACCACCACCCUACCCUGCUAUUUGUACUUCAGCCUCAACUCAUAACUUGGAUGAAUAUAUCAACAUGGAUGAACAGUCAGGACCUGGUCAAGUGUUUAACCUCACAGAUUUCGUGCAACGGUUCUAUAAAAUACAGAAGUAGUAUGCAGACAUAGUCAAUAGAUAGUCCAAUUUAAUUCUAUUUAUGGUUAAAAGUACUCUCAAAUUGUUGAUUUAAUAAUAUUAUUUAUGGAUUUUAAAAUAAUUUUAAUAUUUAUUAUGUUUCAUAGCCACAGCUUUGGAUUUGUGCACCCAUUUUAUACAAAGCAUAUAUUGAAUUGUUUAAAAAUAUGUAUUACAUAAUCAUGUAAUACAUAUUUUACUUAUUAUUACUAUAAUAAGCAUAAUUACUGACUGAUGAAAAAACAUAUUGCUAAUAGUGAUGUUUGAUAUUUCUUUCAAGUGGUGGCACUUUGAAAUCCUCACUAUACACAAUAAUCUAUAUAGAAAUUGAAACUUCAACUCAAUGAAUAGGUUUGCAAUUUUUUAAACUGCUGGGUAUAUUGGUUGGCUAACAUUUAAGGCUUUAUUAUUAGAUGUGUCCCUAGAACUAGAGAGAUAAUAGCUUGAUUUUGAUCCCACGGGUUACCAGUUCUUUCUAUUGAGUACCUGUACCCAAUAAAAAGAACCAGUAUGCCAUGGGUAGGAGAGGGACACAUGUCUUUCAUGCCACACCCCAUUGUUGUCAUACCCUGUCUAGCCACAGAUUUGACUCAUUGUAUGAAAUGUAAUUGAAUCACAGUGUGACAAUAUCGAAAAUGUGUUGACAUUAGCUAAAUCCAUAGUGAUAUUAGCAAAUCUUACUCUGUGGAUUUAUUUGGGUGUCUUCAAACUUUCUGAUAAGUAAGCAGCAAAAUUCGAACCUAGUACGUGACUGUAUUUUGUUUGAAAAAUUGCAUGCUUCGAUUGAGUUACACUCACUAUUUUGAAUGAUUAUAAAUUUUACAGAUAUAUGUACUAAAUAUUUGUUUACAUGAGCUCAGAUACAAGAUAUUAUUGUUUAUAUGGGCGUUUUUUUUAUUUUUGUGUACUACAGUCAAUUCUAUUGUUGAGAAAUUGAGUGUGUACCAAAGUCAAUAUUUGACGAAUAAGAAUUAUUGACAGCUAAUUGAUAUUUAUGGGUUUUCUAGUAAUCUUAGUUAUGUGACCAUUAUAUUUUUUUAAAAGUGCUCAUAAAAAGCAAACUGAUUAUUGCUAAAUGUUAUUAAUUUGUCUCAGCUUGAGCAACUUAAUGUUCCACUGAGUUACAAUAUAAUUCCUUUUGUUUUCAUAAUGUGUUUUUCUACCGAGUUAUAUUUUGACCAUGCGACUCUAAUAUAUUUUACAUUAAAAUGUCAUCACGCAAAUGCAGUAUAGAAAUAGAACUAAAACUCAAUGCAAUGAGAUCAGAUUAAUACUUGCCUUAAAAAAAGUGCAGUUCUUCUGAAUGCCACUUGUCAUGAUACACCCUAAAAAAGGGGUAUUUUCAAUUUAAAUAAUUAAUUAUUUCUAUAUAAAUAAUAUGUAACAGUUAUUAAAGCAGUAAAAUAAUAAGACGAUUUCAUGUUUAUUCAUACAAAAAAAUAAUUUCACUUAAACAUGUGUAAAAAAUAGUUAAAGAUGUAUAGGACAGGACAAAAGUCAAGGUACAAAAAAAUUAAAAAGCGCCCAUAUACAUCAUAAAUACUGUCUUAAGUAAUAUAUUAUGAUAAUUACAAAAUUUUAUAUAAUAUUAUAAUUAUUUUUUUUUAUUUCACAAUUUUAUGUGAAAUAUCUCGAUUGAUAAUAUUAUAUUUAUUUAAUAUAAUAUAUUGUUAUGCUUCUUUGAAAUUGAUAUGUUAGAAUCUCCUGUUCAAAAAAGAGCUUUAGCAUUUAAGACCACCCUUAUAAAUUUUUGUUCACUACGUAGGUACCUACAUUUUAUGGUUUUUUCAAUAGUGUUUAUUAGUAGGUACCUAAUAUAUUAUUCUGUAAAGUAUUUACAGAAGUGUACAUUCUCAUAUUGUUAAUUUUACAUUGAUCUUUAAAGUCACGCUUGAAAAUGUUUUGAGAAUUAAUUGGCUGAUAACACGUUCAUUGCUAAAUAACGCGAAAUCGCGUGACGGUCCCUUACAGUUUUGUACGAGCUAUACCUACCUCGUACCUCGGCUGUAUCAUAUUUGUGUUUAGUACUUACCCCCUUAUUCAUAAUAGUCUGCUAACUUAAAGCAUUGCUAAUUCUCACUCUGUCUUCUUCUAUUCACCUAAGUCAGAAUGAGAAAAAACACUCCUUAGCGGCUGUUUUAAGGUGGACCAUUAUGAAUAAGGGGGUUAGUGUUUUGGCCACUAGAGAACGAAAUGAACUUUUGACAAGUGGGCGGGUCCUGCGGUUAGCCAUCUUGUUAUUGUUUUGUUUGCUAGUUCGCUCCAUGCAGCCGCGCAGUGGUUUGAUUUUUUGUUUAGAACUUUGUUAUUUCUCCGUUAUUUUCGUCGUGUUUUGACAAAAUCUUUUUUGUAUCAUGCGAAACAAACCAAGACCGAGAAAAAGAUCAGUAAUAAAUAAUAUAUAUAUACAGUCCAAGAUAUUGGCUUGGCAAUGAACGUGUUGAAACCUAAUUAUUAUAAUUACAUCUAUUAUUAGAUAGGAAAUAUAAAUAAUAUAGUAAUAUUAUAUAUGUGUUGAGUGCCGCAAUUCAGUACUAAUGAAUCUUUGUCAUUUGAAACGAAUUUUAUCUGUAUUUGCUUGCUUGUUCUGAACCUGUCAAUAACUCAAGAAUUUGAGCAUAUUAGCCUGGUUUUUUUUGCACAUGUUCCUAGUGCUGGUUGUAAAGAUGUAAGUGGAUCUAAGCUAUUGUCUUUCUUCGAACUGAAUUUUGGUCAAUCAUUUAAAUGGAUUUAAAAAAGUACUAGAAAUGACACAGCCGCGUUAAAUGUGAUCAUUAAAUUAUUUGUAUUGCCGUCAUUCUACACAGGUCUCUUAAUGUCCGGAGCGUUGCAAGUAGUGUGUAAAGGCGAUAGUCGUGAUCCCGCAAGGAAUUAGCACUUAAUAUUUCUAUUGCCUGCUAUUUAGGCUAAUCUUUGCUGAAUGUCAGCUUGGUUAUCAGAUCUUUAAUUUCGUUUUAUAGUUAUUUGACAGCUGAAAUAAUGCUGAGCUAAGAAUACCCAAUCCAAAAGUCAAUUUCUUGUUUUAUCACACUCGGCAAAGUUUUACUUAAGUCUGAGCAAAGUACUCUCUAUAAAUCUCAGCUAUAGAUUCCUAUGGGUACUGCCUUCCUGGAAUCGUUACUAGCACUAAUCGUUUAGCUAAACUCAAGUUGAAAAAAGUUCACAAUUAAGUACGUAAUUCCACGGAAAAAUUAAUCGUUGAAAUCUUAAUACAAAAUAUAGGACCUAUGUAGGUCCUAUGCAAAUGUGAUUAAAUAUUCAUCCCAUGUAAACAAUUAAAAUUGUUUUUACUAUUUAAUAUAAGUCACAACAUUUCGUGCAGAGUGUGAUUUUUAUAUCAAGUUGCGUGCUAUUAAUAAGUACUCAUGCUAGCUCUAGCGAUUAAAUGUAAUUAAAUAAUUAUUACGCUUUAAAAGUAAGGGUAGGUAGAUUGUUAUCGAUUGUUCCAAUUCUUUUACGAACGUUUUAAAAACCAAGUGACGAUAUUUCAAUUACGUAUUUAUUUUGUUGAUUUUCAGGUUUAUUAUUUUUUAUUACUUAAUUAUAAUAGGGGCCGUUCAUAAAAUACGUUCGCAUACAGGGGGGGGGGGGGUCUGGCUGUAAACGUGACGUUCGCCGUUUAUUAUUUUUUGACAUGAGCGCUAGCUCUGUGGCGCGACUCUAGCGGCGUUGGGAUCCGUCACAACUGGUUUCUUGGUUACCCUGCGCUCUCGAUUCAGUAACAAAAAUGAAAAUACUGUUUCUCUUGUAUUUAUUAUUAUUUUAUUCCUUCAUUCGCCAUUUAGCAGUGUAAAUCCUUGGACUUCUGAAUAAUAGAUAUAUUAUUUAUAUGUUCGUUAUGAAAAAUAUUUAUUUAAUUUUUAUUAUAAUAACUAAAUAAAUAUUUUUAAUUUUCAAAAUGUGUGUACUAUCAUUUAGGAUUUAUCAUACUAGCAGGG
Molecule: messenger RNA, 4675 nt
Organism: Leptidea sinapis
Lineage: Eukaryota; Metazoa; Arthropoda; Insecta; Lepidoptera; Pieridae
Gene: tun
Product: protein N-terminal glutamine amidohydrolase
Exons: 5
Coding region: 67-717 (216 amino acids)
Cellular component (GO): nucleus; cytosol
Molecular function (GO): protein-N-terminal glutamine amidohydrolase activity; protein-N-terminal asparagine amidohydrolase activity
Source: RefSeq, a predicted model, not a curated record